Messenger RNA from Cricetulus griseus (Chinese hamster), 945 nucleotides. The record is from RefSeq and is a predicted model, not a curated record. Lineage: Eukaryota; Metazoa; Chordata; Mammalia; Rodentia; Cricetidae.
AUGGAGAACAGUACAGAGGUGACUAAGUUCAUUCUUGCAGGGUUAACAGAUGACCCAGAGCUCCAGGUCCCACUCUUCAUUGUCUUCCUUCUCAUCUAUCUCAGCACUGUGCUUGGCAACCUGGGCAUGAUAGGGUUGAUUCUGCUGGACUCACAUCUCCACACUCCCAUGUACCUUUUCCUCAGCCACCUCUCUCUGGUGGACUUUGGUUAUUCUUCAGCUGUCACACCCAAAGUGAUAGCAGGUCUCCUUUCAACAGAUAAAGUCAUAUCCCAUGACGCUUGUGGCACCCAAUUCUUCUUCUUUGUGGGCUUUAUAACCACAGAAAGUUUCCUCCUGGCUGUCAUGGCUUAUGACCGCUAUGCAGCAGUGUGUCAGCCCCUGCAUUAUACCACCACCAUAACCACAAACACAUGUGCUUGCCUGACUAUAAGCUCCUAUGUCUGUGGCUUCCUGAAUUCCUCCAUCCACACUGGGAACAUUUUCAGGCUGUCCUUUUGCAAGUUCAAUGUGAUAGACCACUUCUUCUGUGACGCCCCUCCUCUCCUGGCCCUCUCAUGCUCAGACACCUCUGUCACUGAGAUGGUGAUUUUCUUUGUGGUGGGUUUUAAUGCUCUCUUCUCUAUUGUAGUCAUCUUGAUCUCCUACCUAUUUAUAUUCGUCACUAUUUUGAGGAUGCGCUCAUCUGAAGGACGCCAGAAGGCCUUUUCCACCUGUGCUUCCCACCUCACUGCAGUCUCCAUCUUCUAUGGCACAGUCAUCUUCAUGUACUUACAGCCCAGCUCCAGCCACACCAUGGGCACUGACAAGAUGGCAUCUGUAUUCUACACCAUGGUCAUCCCCAUGCUGAACCCUCUGGUCUAUAGCCUGAGGAACAAAGAGGUCAAGGGUGCAUUCAAAAAAGCUGUGGGGAAUGCAAAAUCUUCUAUAACACUCAAAUUUUAG